Molecule: messenger RNA, 1103 nt
Organism: Tuber melanosporum (Perigord truffle)
Lineage: Eukaryota; Fungi; Ascomycota; Pezizomycetes; Pezizales; Tuberaceae
Exons: 2
Coding region: 219-1103 (294 amino acids)
Source: RefSeq, a predicted model, not a curated record
AGAUAACCUACAGUACAGCACAUCCAGCGUGCACCGACAGAUGCCUAUUGUCCACCCGCCAGCUGUUGAAAUCCCGUCUUCACCCUCUCUUCCCUCGCUAUUUAUUUAUUUAUUUAUAUAAACCUUUAACCUACCAUCUCCAAUUGUCAGCAUCGCUAUCGCCAUCACCAACCCCAAGGAGUACAAUAAUAUCAAUAACAAGGAAGGAAGGAAGCGCAAUGUCGACUACGAUCCCAUCUACUACAACCAUAGCUUCCCUCCCGGUGGAAAUCCACGCUCAGAUACUCCGGUCACUGCCUUGCUUCCGCGACGUGCAUGAUGCAAUCCUCGCCUCCCGACUCUUCCACAAUGCGUGGGUGUCGGGCCAGAAUGGCAUUAUUAACGCCAUAGCACGAGAAACCAUCCAGCCAUUGGAACCUCUGGUAAGGUUAUACCUUGCAAGGGAGCAGCAGAAGUUUGAAGUAUCCGUGGACGGAGCCACUAACCACCGCCUAACCCUACAAACCAUAACCAACAUCCGCGAAUAUAUUAAAGCAGCAGCAACGCAGUACAAUGCUAUGGUCUCUACCCCCCUGCUUAGGCGCAACUAUCGCAUCGGGGAGGGGCCGGAACCGCCCCCGCGCACACCAUGCGCUCUAGAGCUCGACCUCUUCACAAUGACUUACCUCACCAUGAAGUUGAUAGAAGCCUACCCGCCAAACCUCAUCGCGCCGCUGCUCUCGCGCACCGCAACAAUGGACCUGCUGCGCAUCCGACAGCUGCAGAAGCAUAUGUACGCACGCGGCCCACCCGAAGAUGAUUAUGGCGGCGACAGGGGCGGGCUGGUGCAGAGAGAGUUCAUGGCGAGGCUGCCUCGUGGGAGCGGUAUUUGGGAGGCCAUGGCGGGGAGGAUGAUUGGCGGGGAGCCAUUCGCCCUGUGGAGGGAGGGGCAGGAACAGGUUAGGGGGCUUGAACGAGCGAUGAAGGAAGGUAAGUUUCCGUGGGAUGCGGGUGCCUCGGGGGCGGUAGAGGUCGUGCGGGGAUCCGGUGGGGUGAAUGGUUUUACUGGCGUGCAGACGGCUGGCGGGUGCAGUGGGAUUAUCGGUUUUUAUAGGUACGUUUAA